AUGAAGCAGCGAUUCUCCUCCAUUGACGUCAAGGUCAUCGCCCACGAGCUCCAAGAGAGCCUCACCACCUUGCGACUGGCCAACGUCUACGACCUCUCGUCCAAGAUCCUGCUGUUCAAGUUUGCGAAACCCGACAACAAGAAGCAGCUCAUCAUCGACUCUGGCUUCCGAUGCCAUCUCACAGACUUCACGCGUACCACGGCCGCGGCGCCCUCCGGCUUCGUCGCACGACUGCGCAAGUAUCUGAAGACGAGACGUCUGACGUCAGUCAAACAGAUCGGAACCGAUAGGAUUUUGGAGUUUCAGUUCAGCGACGGCCAGUACCGACUCUUCCUCGAGUUUUUUGCUAGCGGAAACGUCAUCUUGACCGAUACCGAUCUCAGGAUUCUCACACUAUUGCGAAAUGUUCCCGAAGGCGAAGGACAGGAACCUCAGAGAGUGGGACUGAAAUACUCCCUCGAUAACCGACAAAACUACAACGGCGUUCCGGACUUGACCAAGGAGAGAGUGAGGGCUGCGCUAGAAUCGUCUGUCAAGAAGAGCGCGGCAACUGCGACGGCAGGCAAGAAAAUCAAGGUGAAGCCAGGCGACGAACUGAGGCGCAGCCUAGCGACGACAAUCACCGAGCUUCCCCCGAUCUUGGUGGACCAUUCGUUCCAGAUCACCGGUUUCGACGGCAAGACGAAGCCCGCCGAGAUUCUCGAGGACGACUCAUUGUUGGAUGCGCUGUUGAAGGCCUUGACUCGGGCACGAAGCAUCGUGGAGGACGCGACCAGCUCGGCGACAUCCAAGGGCUACAUCUUUGCAAAGUACCGAUCAAAGGCCGACGCCGCGUCAGACGCCGCGCCAACAGCCGAGGGAGAGGAAACAAAGAGGUCGGAUCUCCUCUACGACGACUUCCACCCCUUCUUGCCCAAGAAGUUUGCCGACGACCCCACGGUUAAGGUUCUCGAGUUCGACGGCUACAACAAGACCGUGGACGAGUUCUUCUCGUCUCUAGAGGGUCAAAAGCUUGAGUCAAAACUGACGGAACGAGAAGCAGCUGCGCGGAGGAAGCUUGAUGCCGCCCGAUCCGACCAGGAGAAGCGGAUAGAAGGUCUUCGCGGGGCACAAUCCAUCAACGUUCAAAAGGCGACAGCCAUCGAGGCAAAUGUGGAGCGCGUCCAGGAGGCAAUGGACGCCAUGAACGGUCUCCUCCAGCAGGGCAUGGACUGGGUCGACAUCAGCAAGCUCAUCGAGCGCGAGCAGAAGCGCCACAACCCAGUUGCGGAGAUCAUCAAGCUGCCGCUGAACCUGGCCGAGAACACAAUCACUCUGUUGCUGGGCGAGGAGGAAGAUAUCGAAGACGAUGAAUCCAACUACGAGACGGACUCGGACGCCUCUGACAGCGAGGACGAGGACAACGGCAACAGCAAUAAGCAGAAAUCGGACAAGCGGCUGGAGGUCGACGUCAACAUCGCCUUGUCGCCUUGGGCGAACUCGAGAGAAUACCACGAGCAGAAACGGAGCGCCGCGAAGAAGGCGGAAAAGACAGUCCAGCAGUCCGUGAUAGCGCUGAAGAACGCCGAGCAGAAGAUCCAGGCGGAACUGAAGAAGGGUCUGAAGACGGAGAAGGCCGUUCUGCAGCCUAUCCGUAAGCAGAUCUGGUUCGAGAAGUUCAUCUGGUUCGUCUCGUCCGACGGGUACCUGGUGCUGGGCGGCAAGGAUGCGCAGCAAAACGAGAUGCUGUACAAGCGCUACCUCCGCAAGGGAGAUGUCUAUGUCCAUGCCGACAUGCACGGUGCCGCGACUGUCAUCAUCAAGAACAGCCCGAGCACCCCCGAUGCGCCGAUCCCACCUUCGACGCUCGCUCAGGCUGGGACCCUGGCUGUGUGCAGCUCGAGCGCCUGGGACUCCAAGGCCGGCAUGGGCGCCUGGUGGGUGAACGCCGACCAGGUUUCCAAGUCCGCGCCUACAGGAGAGUAUCUUCCCACGGGAAGCUUCAUGGUCCGCGGCCAGAAGAACUUUCUGCCUCCGGCCCAGCUGCUUCUCGGCAUCGGAAUCAUGUUCAAGAUCAGCGAGGAGAGCAAGGCCAGGCAUGUGAAGCACAGGCUGUACGACGGCGCUGGCCUUCAGGUUUCGGCUACCGACAAGGAACCCGGGGAGUCUGCGGCGGAUGCUGCCGAGGCCAGGGAUGAAGACUCGGACGACGCGUCGGACAUUGGCUCGGAAAACGACGAAGACGAGAAGCCUCGAGGAAACCCCCUUCAGAACGUUGGGGCGGACGAGCAAAAUGAUUCGGAAGAGCAUCUUACCUCCGGAGAGUCCCCUGCCGAGGAAAUGGACAAGCUCAACCUUGAAGAGAAACAGACAAACGAGAACUCUGCCAACGAGGAGGACGAGCCAGCCGAGGGAGAGGAAGCAGAAGAGAAGGAAGAUGAGGACAGCGACCAGGCAGCCACGGGGCAGACAUCGACGCCAGCAGAGCCCAGCGGCGCGGCGCCAAGCUCCAAGGCCAGCGAUACAGCAAAGGAGAAGCAGCGACCGGCCAAGCGAGGUCAGAAGGGCAAGGCCAAGAAGAUCGCCGCCAAGUACAAAGACCAAGACGAAGAGGACAGGGAGGCGGCGGAGAUGCUGUACGGCUCCGCCCGCGGCAAGAACCGAGCGGAAGCGGAGGCGAAAAGCAAGGCGGAGCGAGAGGCUCAGCUCGCCUUCCAGAAGGAACGGCGGCGGGCGCAACACGAACGGCAGCAAAAGGAGACGGCCGAGCACGAGGAGAUCCGCCGCCUCAUGAACGAGGAGGGUGUCGAGGUGCUCGACUCGGAUGAGAUGGGCAAGAUGACGCUUCUCGACUCGCUCGUCGGCACGCCGCUGCCCGGCGACGAGAUCCUCGAGGCGAUCCCCGUGUGCGCGCCGUGGAACGCCAUGGGCAAGUUCAAGUACAAGGCCAAGCUGCAGCCGGGCGCGGUCAAGAAGGGCAAGGCGGUCAAGGAGGUGUUUGAGAGGUGGAAGUCGGACUCGUCCAGGAAGGGGGCGCUCGACGAGCGCUCGCAGGACACGGAGAAGAUGUGGCCGCGGGAGGUUGAGCUGAUCAAGGGCCUCAAGGCUGAGGAGUCCAUCAACGUCGUGCCGGUCGGCAAGGUCAGGGUCAUGGUGUCUGGCGGGAGCGGCGGCGCCGGUGGCGCCAAGGGGCAGCAGCAGGGCAAAGGCGGGCGUGGCGGACGCGGAUCCAAGAAGAAAUAA
Colletotrichum graminicola M1.001 is the source of this 3222-nucleotide messenger RNA. RefSeq lists its product as uncharacterized. NCBI's taxonomy places the organism in Eukaryota, Fungi, Ascomycota, Sordariomycetes, Glomerellales, Glomerellaceae. The coding region runs from base 1 to 3222 and encodes 1073 amino acids. The transcript is spliced from 2 exons. The record is from RefSeq and is a predicted model, not a curated record. Gene Ontology annotation, molecular function: tRNA binding; ribosomal large subunit binding. Gene Ontology annotation, biological process: rescue of stalled cytosolic ribosome; ribosome-associated ubiquitin-dependent protein catabolic process. Gene Ontology annotation, cellular component: RQC complex.